Messenger RNA from Penicillium angulare, 1182 nucleotides. RefSeq names its product RTA1 domain-containing protein. The record is from RefSeq and is a predicted model, not a curated record. The transcript is spliced from 4 exons. Gene Ontology annotation, cellular component: membrane. The annotation marks the transcript as partial. Lineage: Eukaryota; Fungi; Ascomycota; Eurotiomycetes; Eurotiales; Aspergillaceae.
ACAAUUGGCUCUUCGCAAACUGCUAUUCAACUAUCUGCAGCCAUGACUUCUUCAACUACUACUACUGCGUCGGCAGCGGCCACAGCUACGUGCUUGAACAUUUCUCCUGGGAAAAAUGGAUACUUGCCCCCAGAAUCAUGCGACGUCAUACUUUAUUAUGUUCCAUCAUUUGGCGCUGCUAUCUUCUUUUGCGUCCUAUUUGGCUUAACGACAAUGGUUCAUCUCGCACAAGCUAUCAUAUAUAAAAAGGGUUAUGCAUGGGUGAUCAUUGUUGGAAGCGCAUGGGAGCUACUUGCGUUUAUCUUUCGCGCACUUCAAACCCGACACCAGGCAAGCGACCUCUAUGAUACUAUGUAUACUCUAUUCUUCUUACUGGCCCCUAUAUGGAUAAAUGCCUUUCUCUAUAUGACGCUCGGGCGCAUGAUCAACUUUUUUAUACCAGAAAAAAAAUUAUUCCAUAUCUCUGCGCGUCGUUUAGGAACACUCUUUGUCUUUCUGGAUAUCUUUGCGUUUCUUGUACAGGCUACCGGAGCAGUCUUGACUUCAAACCAGGGCGCAUCAAAUAAAACAGUCAUGAUGGGAGUCCACAUUUAUAUGGGCGGCAUCGGGCUUCAGGAAGUCUUUAUCCUUUGCUUUGCAACAUUAGCCGUUCAACUUCACCGAACUAUAAUUCAAAUGGAGAAUAGAGGAGAUUCAAUGGAAAAAUUGAGCAGCUGUGCAUUUUCAUGGCGCUGGAUGUUCUAUUCCAUUUACUUUGCAUUAGGCAUGAUUACAAUUCGCAUUAUUUUUCGCAUUGGCCAAUAUGCACAGGGAACAUCAACUACAAACCCUGUUCUAACUCACGAAGCAUAUGAGUACAUAUUCGAUGCUGCGCCAAUGUUUCUCUGUCUUCUCUCGAUCAAUCUUUUCCACCCCGGUCGUAAUCUCCAGGGAGAAGGCGCCAAAUUUGAAAAGCUCAGCCGCGCUCAGAAGAAAGAAAAGAAGAGACUGGCUAAAUUGGAGAAGGAGGGCCUGAAAGAAGAAGCUAUCAGGACGAGCGAUGAUGCGGUUGAUGUGCCCCUCCAGGCCUACGGAGACCGUGAACAGAGCCCACAGAGGCCUUAUGGCGAUCGCUAUGACAGCUCCGCAGACACAUAUGACGAGGCUUAUGAAAACUCAAGAAGAUACUAUCAGGUUGUAUGA